AUCUUUUUAGCGGCAAGGCUUAAUUUCGUAUUGUACACGAACGCUCUUGUGGAUAGAAUGUUAACAAAAUGCGAGGCUUACCUCUGACGUAUGGGAGUGGUAGAUACUUGACCGUAGGUUUACUUUCACCGAUAACAAUUAAGCGGCUUACAACAGUCAUCUUUUCACUUAUAAACUGUCUGGUGUACAAUGAAGGUGCGUCGUGUUUUUGGGGUGUUUGUAUCAAUCCUCCUAUGCUCAUGUAUGAUAAAUGAGGCGUCGUCACAAGAACCUACUUUUGAGUUACCAGUCGAGCUUAUUGGAUUUCCAGCCGUCGUGUUAUUCGUGCGUUUAUCAAAUUUCGCAAAAAAGUUAGCAUACACUCUGAAUCCAAAAACAUACGUAUCAAGAACUCGGCGAUCGAUCGAAAGCGACGACAUGAUUGAUAUCGAAGAAGCGGAGAAACGUUUAAUUUUCGAACUCGGCGAGAAAGUGUGUAUUUACCCUAAGGUUUGUUUAUACCACGCUCUGAAAGCCAGCCAAACCCAAGUAAAGGAUAAUGUCAGUGUAGAUUGGAGCGAUAUAUUCAGCCAAUAUAAAACGUCGAAAGAAAAGCACAAGGAGUAUUAUCUUUUGAGUAUAUUUCUGGGAGAUAUUGUCGCGUCGCCACGAUUUUGUAAUCAAUUAGUUAAAAGGGGGCGUGCGUGUAAGGAAUAGCUUUAUUGUGUUUGCUUUUUCUGAACGUAUAUAAUAAGCGUUAUUACCAACGUACGCAUCAAAUAUACGCUUAAAUGUAAAUGUUAUAUUUGUACAGUCAUUAAUGUGCAAUAAACGCGGUAUUGCACAGAGUUGGAUGUAAUAUAAAGCGUAAUCAUUUUAUCAUUUUGUUAGGAAUUGCGGAAAUAGCAGUGUUUGUCGUUAUCCUUUUUUUUUAUGAUCAAAUAAUUCCAUUGUGAUUAUUGUAUUUAUUAUAUUGAAAUAAUUGGAAAA
Photinus pyralis (common eastern firefly) is the source of this 969-nucleotide messenger RNA. RefSeq lists its product as uncharacterized. Bases 190 to 696 code for a protein of 168 amino acids. Lineage: Eukaryota; Metazoa; Arthropoda; Insecta; Coleoptera; Lampyridae. The transcript has 3 exons. The record is from RefSeq and is a predicted model, not a curated record.